Molecule: messenger RNA, 996 nt
Organism: Phacochoerus africanus (Common warthog)
Lineage: Eukaryota; Metazoa; Chordata; Mammalia; Artiodactyla; Suidae
Product: placenta-specific gene 8 protein
Exons: 6
Coding region: 351-692 (113 amino acids)
Biological process (GO): positive regulation of transcription by RNA polymerase II
Source: RefSeq, a predicted model, not a curated record
UUGCCUGGAUUGCACUGGCCAAUAAAAACCUCUGAAUCUGUCCUUUGCAUUACAGGCUGCGAUGAAAGUAUGCUGGCUUCUCUCUCUCCAGCAUCUUGCACUUCUAGUGAGAAUCUCUCUCGAGCCACAAGACACAGCCUGCCCAGAACCUCUUUCUUAACUGUCAGCUGAAAGACCAGCACUUGUCAUCUAACUGCUUAAAACUUACUGAAUGCCGGCAAAUUCAGCAAGUGCCAGGCAGAUAGGAGUGCCACGCUCUUCAAAGGAGCAUAGGAUAGUCUGGGAUCCGACUACUGCUUUCAGCAGCAAACUCAUAUUAGACCACAGCCACUUAAGAUCCUGCAUCCAAAAUGCAAGCUCAGUCUCCAGUGGUCAUUGUGACUCAGCCCGGAGGUGGCUCCAUCCCUCAAACCUCCAACUGGCAGACAGGCUUGUGCGAUUGCUUCAGCGACUGCGGCGUCUGUCUCUGUGGCAUAUUUUGCUUCUCGUGCCUGUCGGUUCAAGUUGCAUCUGACAUGAACGAAUGCUGCCUGUGCGGAACGAGUGUCGCAAUGCGGACCCUCUACAGGACUCGCUACGGCAUCCCGGGAUCCAUUUGUGAUGACUUUAUGGUGACCCUCUGCUGCCCUAUGUGUUCUCUUUGCCAAAUCAAGAGAGACAUCAACAGAAGGAGAGCCAUGCAUACGUUCUAAACAGCUGAUGGUAAGGAGCUCCGUUUUUUUCCCUUCUGCGAGCUUGCUCUUGACCUGAUGAAGAGCUCUUAGGAAGCAACUUAAAUCAGCUACACACCUCUUCAGCUUCUCCACUCUUGGCAGCUGAAAUGUAAUUGAUAUAUUUAAUCACAAUUAAGAAAAUAGAACUUUAUUUUAAAAGAAUACUGUCUUUUACUUUUGCUAAAUGCUCUAGCUAUGUUUCUCCUUACUGUUAAAUUUUCUUGUUUAUGAAUCUUAUAUUACAUUUAAAAUGUACACCAAAUAAAAGAUUUUACUAACAUGA